AUGUCUUCUUUCAUGGAUUCUCCAAAAAGGAAACGAAAUAAUCUUCAGGCUCCGACUCCACCGGAUUCCUCACCCAUGCGCCUAGAGACAUCAAUUACUUUACCUACAAUAUCUCCUGAAGAAGCCAGUCAAGGUAGUCCACGGACAAAAGUGGCAUAUCACUUCCAGGAUCUUGCCCUUGGUGGACCCACAGAUACAAAGAAACUGGAUCUAAAGAAGAAGACACAAGAAACAGCAAAUGCUGAAUCUACUGUGCGCAAAAGGGUAAAUAUGUUUACUGCAAAAGACGUGGAUAUGACUGGGAGCACAGUAACAGAAAUUCCCGAGACACCACAAAUAAAAGCAUCUAGGGCUGUAAAUGGAGAAGAAAGGAAAGUCGAUCCGAUUGUUCGGGAGUUGGGCAAGGAUAUUAGGUUGCAUAAUGAAGUUGAUCCUAUAAUAUUCAGAGCUGGGUUAAAUGGUACAGAGGGAAAGGAUGGUUUGGGAAGGGCAUAUCCAUCAAUCAAUCGACUGGCUGAUUCUAAGUCUCGGAAAAAGAAGAGGAUGGGUACACCCCCAUUGUCUAAAAUUGGAGAUGCUUUGGACGAAGAAAGGGAGAUUAUGGAACCGGAUCGAGCAGCUUUGACAUGGCACGACGAUGAAAUCACUGGUUAUAAACCUGACGAUCCAGAUGAUGAUGGCGAGGGAAUCAAUGGGAUUGGAUUUCGGCCAACGCCUGCCAUUGCUCAUGCAAGGACACAAAAAAGGAAGCAACAAAUGGCAGACUACAUGAGUCGGGAAGCAAGGGAGGCUAGAGCUCGAAGAAGUGAGAGAAGAAGAGGAACAGAAGUGACGGAAAUUGCUGCUGCUAGGGAGGCCGAGAAUGUUGCCAGGAGAGUAAGGUUCAUGGAGAUUGAUAACCCAGCUGUCAUCUCAACAUCUUGA
This is a messenger RNA of Sclerotinia borealis F-4128, 924 nucleotides long. NCBI's taxonomy places the organism in Eukaryota, Fungi, Ascomycota, Leotiomycetes, Helotiales, Sclerotiniaceae. The record is from the annotation of a GenBank genome assembly.